Messenger RNA from Cetraspora pellucida, 465 nucleotides. The record is from the annotation of a GenBank genome assembly. Lineage: Eukaryota; Fungi; Glomeromycota; Glomeromycetes; Diversisporales; Gigasporaceae.
GAAAUUACUUGCUAUAGCAAGGAUAUAAACAACACUUGCAAUAAUUCAGAACCAGUAUUUUUAAAAGAGAAUGAUUCUUUUGAUAACUUUGAUGAUUUUUAUGUACGUCGAUUUGCAGAAUAUAAGGGGUUUAAAGUGAAACUUGGGUAUGUAAAAAUAGUUGAUGCUACUAAAAGCAGUAAGUGGGUUCUUCAAAUGACUAAAAAAGCUACUAAUAAUAAAUACCCAUGUGUAUUUGUUACUGAUAGUAAUCUAGGAAUGGAACAUGCAAUAACUUUAGAGUAUCCAGAAAUGCAUCACCUUUUUGUAUUUGGAGAUUCAUUUGAGAAAUUUUAUAGCAAAUUCUGGCAAUAUAGGAAUGCUGAUACAUUAUAUGGCUUUGAAUACUAUUGGAAUCAACUUAUGAACUUCUCUGAUGCAAAACCAUAUCUUGAAUGGUAUCUUUAUGAAUGUCAACAUUCAUAG